UGAUUGGUCAGAGAGAGCCGUACCACGGCGGUAGCGGGGGAACGGGCCGUGGAGGGCGCGCGGUGAGCUAGGUGGUAGAGGGCAGCGUAUCUUAAGACCCCAGCUCCCUCCUACGCUACGUUGUGUCAGGCCGCCGGAAGGGAUGCAGUGGGUCGUGGGCCGGCGGUGGGCGUGGGCCGCGCUGCUCUUGGCUGCAGCUGCUGUGCUGGCCCAGGUGAUCUGGCUCUGGCUGGGUACGCGGAGCUUCGUCUUCCAGCACGAAGAGAUCGCGCAGCUGGCGCGGCAGUAUGCUGGGCUGGACCACGAGCUGGCCUUCUCUCGGCUGAUCGUGGAGCUGCGGCGGCUGCACCCAGGCCACGUGCUGCCGGACGAGGAGCUGCAGUGGGUGUUCGUGAACGCGGGUGGCUGGAUGGGCGCCAUGUGCCUUCUGCAUGCCUCGCUGUCCGAGUACGUGCUGCUCUUCGGCACCGCCCUGAGCUCUGGCGGCCACUCUGGGCGCUAUUGGGCUGAGAUCUCGGACACCAUCAUCUCUGGCACCUUCUACCAGUGGAGAGAGGGCACUACCAAAAGUGAGGUCUUCUAUCCAGGGCCAGUCUGGAAGCAGUCCUGGGAAUCCUGCCCUGGAUCGCCGCAAGGUGGCAGUGUACAUCCACUUUUGAGUUGAAAGUUGUAGUCAUUCUACAGCUGCUUUUUUUUCUGGGUUUCCAGGGUACCAUCUCCACCCUCCCCACCCACCCAGGAGUUUCUCAUCUCCAGUUUGCCUUCUCCAGGACCUGUCUCUUCUGUGAAGCAUCCUGGGGGUGGGGGUCGAACACACUAUCCAGUGGUACCUGAGGUAGGUGGGGCUGGAACUAGCAUGAGGCAAGAGAGGUGCCUCAGGUACACUCCUAGAGAUGCUGCACAUGCCCUCUUAAAUUUUGUGCCCUGGAUGCCUCACUUGCCUCACCCACUUCUUGGCCCUGCUCUGAGGUUGAGCAAGACUCAGGCCACUCUCACUUCUUAGGAUUUUUGGUAUGCUAAAAAUGGAAGGAACAUGUUUAUAAAAAUUGUGUAUUCUAAAAACUUAACAUUCUAGUGAACAAAAAUAGAAAAAACUACACAUAUAACCAUUUGGAAACAAAAGUCUAAAUUUGUGGCUCUGAAUGAAUGUGAGGCCCAGGUAAGAUGGCCUUCUUCACACCCUACCACCACCACCAUGUUGCCUGUGACAGGUCCUGGCUGGGGCCUCUCCAUGGAUCAUAGGUUGCAAAAUCAAGCCUCCAAGGAUUUCUUCUACCCAGCUCUGCCUCUAGGCUUAGCCCACAUCUAUCAGGGAUGCCCCUGCUCCCCUGUCAUCUCUUCCUCCCUUUCACAUAGGACUAGUCUCCUAGGCUCUUCCCUAUCUCUGUUGCUAAAUCCAGUGGUUAUUUCUUAAUUUUCACUUAACAGUCACUCUUAAAACGCUUGGUUUCCAUACACUACUGUCUUGUCUCCUUUGCUAGAUCUUUCUUACCUGUUCAAUCUCUGACUUCUCAGAACUUAAUCCUCAAACUUCUCUGUCUACACCCCUCCCAGAUGAUCUUAAUCGUUCCAAGACUCUAAAUACCAUUUAUAUGUUCUUUUCCCCCCAGUUUUAUUGAGAUAAAGUUGACAUAAUUAGUUUACAGUAUGCAUCAAUGAUAUAUGUAUAUAUUGUAAAAUGGUUACCACAGUAAGUUUAGUUAACAUCACCUCACAUAGUUACAAAUUCUUUUUUUCUCGUGAUAAGAACUUUCAAGAUCUACACUCGUAGCAACUUACGAAUAUACAAUAUGAUAUUUUAAAUACAGUCAUGCUGUACAUUUCAUCCUCAGGACUUAAUUUCUCUUAUAACUGGAAGUUUGUACCUUUUGACUACCUUCACCCAUAUCCCCCAACCCAAGCCUCUGGCAUCCACCAAUCUGUUCUCUUGUUUCUGUGAGUAUGUUUUUUUAGAUUCCACAUAUAGUGAGAACAUAGAAUA
Molecule: messenger RNA, 1981 nt
Organism: Pteropus alecto (black flying fox)
Lineage: Eukaryota; Metazoa; Chordata; Mammalia; Chiroptera; Pteropodidae
Gene: SIGMAR1
Product: sigma non-opioid intracellular receptor 1
Exons: 4
Coding region: 143-664 (173 amino acids)
Cellular component (GO): endoplasmic reticulum
Source: RefSeq, a predicted model, not a curated record